Messenger RNA from Malassezia japonica, 366 nucleotides. It is a transcript of the gene RPS20, whose product is annotated as 40S ribosomal protein S20. Bases 1 to 366 code for a protein of 121 amino acids. Gene Ontology annotation, biological process: translation. Gene Ontology annotation, molecular function: structural constituent of ribosome. Gene Ontology annotation, cellular component: ribosome; cytosolic small ribosomal subunit. The record is from RefSeq and is a predicted model, not a curated record. NCBI's taxonomy places the organism in Eukaryota, Fungi, Basidiomycota, Malasseziomycetes, Malasseziales, Malasseziaceae. The transcript has a single exon.
AUGAGCUACGUCGCCAAGGACAAGGAUGUUGACGCCACUGCGGCUCCCGUGAAGCUCCACAAGAUCCGCAUCACUCUCACGUCGCGCAACGUGAAGAGCCUGGAGAAGAUGAGCAGCGAUCUCAUCAACCGCUCCAAGGACAAGAAGCUCCACGUCAAGGGCCCCGUCCGUCUUCCCACCAAGGUGCUCGCGCACACCACCCGCAAGUCGCCUUGCGGUGAGGGUUCGAAGACCUGGGACCACUACGAGCUGCGCAUCCACAAGCGCCUGAUCGACCUGCACAGCCCUAGCGAGGUUGUCAAGCAGAUCACCUCGACUGCGCUUGAGCCUGGUGUUGAGGUGGAGAUUACCAUUCUCUCCAACUAA